Molecule: messenger RNA, 2055 nt
Organism: Gastrolobium bilobum
Lineage: Eukaryota; Viridiplantae; Streptophyta; Magnoliopsida; Fabales; Fabaceae
Product: transcriptional corepressor LEUNIG_HOMOLOG-like
Exons: 17
Coding region: 1-2055 (684 amino acids)
Molecular function (GO): transcription corepressor activity; protein binding
Source: RefSeq, a predicted model, not a curated record
AUGACCUCAACUUCUAACGAUCAUGGGGAUUGGGACCCUGAUAAAAUGCUUCGAUUAUAUAUACAUGAUUAUAUGAUCAAAAGGGGAAUGCACGAGGUUGCUGAGAUUUUCAAAAAUGAAGCCCAACUUCCUAACAAUAUCGGUGUGCUUCAUUCUCCAGAUGGGUUCCUGCAUGAAUGGUGGUCUAUUUUCUAUGCGGUAUUUACCUCUAGGCAAAGGAAUGAUCAGGAGAUUGGGCCAGAAUCCUCUAGUAAGGUGGUCCCAAAGAUUGAAGACAACGCAAGGAAUAGUACCCCUCCUAGAACCCCUCUAACACAAAUGAGGGAGCAGAGACCUCAACAAUUUCAAGUCAGCUUCAGCGUUGACAACAUGAUGGCACAACCAGCUGCUUGUUUAAUACCUUCAACAGUGUCCGAUAAACAGCAUCUUCGAUAUCUGGCAGAAAAUGUUGAAAGUUGGGAUCUUAUCAAAGAAAAUAACCUGAAGUUCUGUUAUCCACCGCAAGAAGUAGGCAUGCCGGACCAGAAGCAAGUCUUUAAGGAUCGUGGAAUUGGCAUGCGUGUAAGGAGGGAUGCACCUACGAACCCUCUGGAUGUAGUACCAAGAACACUGCCGCCUUUAGAUGGACCUCAUGAAACAAAAACCAACGAAGCACUCAAUCUAGCGCCACUAAAUGGAUGGCCAGUAAAAAAUCAGGUACUAACUUCACUUUUGCAAACACCAGACUAUCGAAAGCGGUAUCAAGUGUUGAAAACACCAAGACAGGACGCAGUCCUUGCUCUUCCAUGUACUACUAAAAGUCAGACUUUCACACUUUCUGGAAACUCUACCAAAUUUAACAGUCAAUAUCCGAAGAUUCCCAUCAUUGAAUCAAGUAAUGAAGAUAGGCAGAUGACAGACCAAUUGAUCAGAACUGUAGAACAUCAAUAUCAGCAGGAUCAGCAAAUGCAGAUGCUGUCCCAGAAUGUUGAGAAGAGCAAAAAGAGAAAGACAACAGCGUUCGUAAGAACUGGAGAAAGUGCCCUGGACUGUGUGGAUGCAGCAGAUGGAAAACCUGUGGAUGAAAAUGUGGAGUCUUUCCUGUCUUUGGAAAAUGAACAUGCUGAUCAUAGGAUUGUGCCUUUCAGCAAUCUGAAACGUAUUUCAGCUACAUACGGUAGAAAUGAAAAGAAAGGUUUUUCAUUCGAAGAGGUUGGUUGCCUUCACUCAAGCAAAAGCAAGGUUUUGUCCAGCCAUUUUUCGUCGGAUGGAAAAGUUUUGGCAAGUGCUGGACAUGAGAAGAAGGUUUUCAUUUGGAACAUGGAAACUUUAGAUUGUGUUGCUACUCCAGAAGCACAUUCACAUCUCGUUACAGAUGUUCGGUUUAGACCAGAUUCAACUAUAUUUGCAACAUCUUCCUUUGAUCGAUCUGUAAAACUAUGGGAUGCAGCCAGACCAACCAGAUCAUUGCUCAAAUUUACUGGACACGCCGAACAAGUAAUGUCAUUGGACUUCCACCCGAGACAGGUAGACCUUCUUUGCUCGUGCGAUAGCAAUGAUGUAAUUCGACUGUGGAAUGUCAAUCAAUGUGUUUGCAUGCAUAUCACUAAGGGAGGUAGUAAACAAGUCAGAUUCCAGCCUCGUAUUGGGAAGUUUUUGGCUACUGCUACAGGAAAUAAUAUUAAAAUAGUUGAUGUUGAGACUGAUCAGCUUCUAUACUAUCUAGAGGGACAUGUUAAAGAUGUUAUUUCCAUUUGUUGGGAUAGAAGUGGAAGCUAUAUUGCCUCCGUCAGUGAAGAUAGUGCACGUGUCUGGUCUGUUGCUUCAGACGGAAAAUGCAUCAGUGAAUUGCAUUCAAACGGCAACAAGUUUCAAUCCUGCCUAUUUCAUCCGGGAUAUCUUAACCUCUUAAUUAUUGGUGGCUAUCAGUCCCUGGAAUUAUGGAGUCCAACGGAGAGCAGUAAAACAUGGGCCGUUCCAGCACACAAGGGAUUAAUUGCUGGACUGGCAGAUUCACCCGAAUAUGGAUUGAUUGCCUCUGCUAGCCAUGAUCAUUGCGUGAAACUAUGGAAAUGA